AACAAAAAAAUAGAGAAGAUACAAAAUUGUCAUCAAAUAUGUUUUAUUUAUAAUCAUUAAUUAUCACAUAUAUGUUAAUCAUAUUAAGUAAUUCUGUAGCUUUUAUUUAAGAAAUGAAUUAAGAAUAUUUUUUUGUACACUAACCAAUUUGAUAAUUAGUUUAAUAAAAAAAUAUAAUAUUUAUUUAUUUAAACCAACUUAUUUUUCUAAAGAUUUGAAGAAUCAGUGAUGACAUUUACCCGAUUCUUCUCUGAUAUAUUAAUAAAAAGUAUAGUAUAUAUAUAUUUACAUGAACCAAUCUUCCAUCAAAAUUCUUCUCUGAUACAGGAUCUCUAGUUUCUAAAUUUUGACCCUAUACGUGUAGUGUCGUACUCAUAUCUCUCUAGCUCUCUCUCUUCUACGUUUAUGGCAGCGUUAGAGACUGUAGGGCAGUGACAAUUCCACCACUUGCGUGUGUAAGCGGAGAUAGAAUCUUAAAGGGAUCUUAAAAGUAUCUCCCUUUCUUCUUACCCAUCUCUCUCUCUAUUAAUGUUUGGGACUCUCGCUUCCGGAGAACUCGAAACCGCCAGAUUGAGGCGUGAUUUAGGGUUUUCAUGCGGUGGUAUAAGAAUGGAAGGCGAGCAGACGCAGAAACUCGUUGUGGGGUAUGCUCUGACUCCCAAGAAGAAAAAGAGUUUCUUGCAGCCCAAGCUUGAAGUCCUGGCUAGGAGAAAAGGCAUUUGCUUUGUCCCCAUUGAUUUGAACCGUCCACUCUCUGAACAAGGGCCAUUUGAUGUCGUUUUGCAUAAGUUGCUAGGAAAAGAGUGGCAAGAUGUUAUUGAGGAUUACCAGCAAAAACACCCGGAAGUGACUGUGCUUGAUCCUCCAGGUGCAAUACAACGUAUACAUAAUCGACAAUCGAUGCUUGAGGGUUUGGCAGAUUUGAACCUGUCUGAUUGCAGUGGCAGCAUUUUUGUUCCAAAGCAAAUGGUUGUCUUGAAAGAUUCAGCAUCUAGUGCUGAUAGAGCCGUAGAAGCUGGUCUUAAAUUUCCAUUAGUUGCAAAGCCACUCUGGAUCGACGGAACUGCAAAGUCACAUCAGUUGUUCUUAGCUUAUGACAGGCGCUCGCUUGCAGAACUUGAUCCACCUUUGGUCCUGCAAGAGUUUGUUAAUCAUGGUGGAGUUAUGUUCAAGGUUUUUGUGGUGGGUGAUACUAUAAAAGUUGUGAGACGAUUCUCUCUACCGAAUAUUAGUAAUUGUGAAAAAGGCAAAGUUGAUGGCGUCUUCCAGUUCCCAAGGGUUUCAUCUGCUGCUGCUUCAGCCGAUAACGCUGACUUGGACCCUAGUGUUGCUGAGCUACCUCCAAAGCCUUUCCUAGAGGCCCUUGCAAAAGAGCUACGAAUCUUAUUGAGACUUCGGCUUUUCAACAUAGACAUGAUCAGGGAACAUGGGAGCAAGAACGUGUUUUAUGUUAUUGACAUCAAUUAUUUUCCUGGUUAUGCAAAGAUGCCAGAUUAUGAGCAAGUUUUUGUAGAUUUCUUCCACGAUAUGGCGCAAGCCAAACAGAAGAAGAGACAUUGUAAAUGAAGAGCCUCUGAACUCAUGCAAGGAGCUGUGAGAAAAGUAUAAUGACUAAACUAAUGAUGGAUUUGUACAGAAUUAGCUCUCAUCCCUUUUGGAAGCUUUAUGAGAUGACAAGUUUUGAUUAGUGAUUCUGAGUAUUUUUUCAACAACUCAAAACGUUUUAGAGAAGUUGCUAAGGAUUCGAAAAAAAAAAAAGAAAAAAAAAUUGCUAUAGGAUUCAUUUUACCACAAAAAGUCAUCAUCAAUAUUAGGCCUUACUCCUUAGCAA
Molecule: messenger RNA, 1831 nt
Organism: Brassica rapa (field mustard)
Lineage: Eukaryota; Viridiplantae; Streptophyta; Magnoliopsida; Brassicales; Brassicaceae
Product: inositol-tetrakisphosphate 1-kinase 2-like
Biological process (GO): inositol trisphosphate metabolic process
Cellular component (GO): cytoplasm
Molecular function (GO): magnesium ion binding; inositol-3,4,5,6-tetrakisphosphate 1-kinase activity; inositol-1,3,4-trisphosphate 5-kinase activity
Source: RefSeq, a predicted model, not a curated record